AUGCUUAUAAAAUCGCAGGUAACAAGGGAACUCGGGAUCGAGCGCGUGUGCCGGGGAUCUCCGCUGCGUGGAAGCUUGGAAAUAGCGCGGCUCUCAGCUCCCCCCUACCCCCGGAGCCCCCCCGGCAGCCCCCCCGCGCGAUGGAGCUGGCCCCGCAUUUGCAUCCCAACUUUUUUUAACUCUCACACGUACACUUUACGUAUCGGCUACGUGGAGGCUCCUCGGCCGCUCCUAUAUAUCCUUACGCCGGGCACGGCCCCCGCUCCUCCGGCGGCGGCUCCGGGCUCGGGGCCACCGCCGAGACCCGCGGGCGGCGGGGCCGGGGCGAGCCGGGCAGGUGAGGGCAGGGCAGGUGAGGGCAGGGCAGAGCGGGCAGGCAGGGAGGGCAGGCGGGCAGAGCCGUGCGGACAGCUUGGCAGGAAGGCAGGGCAGCGAAGGGAGGGCAGCGGUCCGGGCUGGCGAGCAGCGAGAGAGGCCAGCGCGGGCAGGAGCCACCGGCCACCGGGCGCGUCCCCGGCCGCCCCCAGGUGGGUGAAGAAGCCGGGAGAAGGAAGGGAGGCCCGGGGCUGCUCCCCCGGCCGAACCAUCGCCCACCCACCCCCGCCCCGCGCUGGCGGCCGGGCCGGGGCGCGGAGCCCCCGCGGAGCCCCCCGCAGCCUCCUGAGCCGCGCGGGGCCGGCCCCGCACAGCCGGACAAACAAUGUGAGACUUGGCGGAACAAAAGCGGCGGGGCUUGGGUUGCUGAACACGUCUGAGGCCAGACGAGCCGCGCGAUUUAUUGGACUCGGAGAGCCCCGGCUCCGGCUCCGGCCCCGCUCUGCCCACAGAGGAGAAGCCGCUGGCCCAGCCCGAGGCCUGGCCCGCCGCAGCUCCGGGGAUGCCCACGGCACCAGGCUGGACGUGGGCUCACUCUACCUGCUGCUCAUUUUCUGGCUGAUGAAUUGCAGCUCUCUGGCCCUGAGAGUUCACUGGGAAUAUCCUGCUCAGAUUGGCUCAUCGUGAUGUGAAUCAGGAGUGGGGGUUAUAUGGAAAACCCCACCCCCCAAAAGCCAUGAGCAGCUGCCAGCAGGACCUUGAGGGACCCUCAGCAGAAGCCCCUCACCACGGCUGAUCCCACCUCAUCUUCCUCACCUCUCCCUGCCCUGCUGGCAGGCCCUGGCCUGGAGCAUGACGUGGAUCCUGAUUUGCACCAGUGCCUGUCCAGGCUGCCCAGGGCUGCUGAGCAGCACCGGGGGACACAGCACAGGCAGAGUCAGGGUGCAGAGGACACCAGGACAUGCCCAUCCUGCCCACUGCGCCGUGGGCCACUCGCUGGUGAAGAACAUAAAGCUGGAAGAAUAGGAAAAAAAUUUAAAAAAAAGAAGAAAAGAAAGAAAAAGUGUCUCCAACCCCAGGAAAUCUGUGUUAAUUGCUUAUGAAUGUCUCUGUCUAAAAAAUUAUCGAAUUGAUGUUGUCGUGCUUUUUUUUGACAGCCUGUCUGUUACAUUUUUUUAAAAUAUUCAUGCACCGAAAUCUAAUUACUAGGCAAAUUUAAUGAUAAUGAAAUGAAGGCACUUUAGCAGAAAGCAUAGGGCCUUGUUAAUGUUUUCUCAGCCUCUGUCUUGUUCAUAUUUUUAAAAUUAUUUUUUUUACAACUGUCUUUCUUGCACAUGAAAAAAAAAAAAAAAAAGAUUGCUGAAAAUAAAGCUCAGAUUGCCGAUAAUG
Molecule: messenger RNA, 1704 nt
Organism: Vidua macroura (Pin-tailed whydah)
Lineage: Eukaryota; Metazoa; Chordata; Aves; Passeriformes; Viduidae
Product: translation initiation factor IF-2-like
Exons: 7
Coding region: 1-1002 (333 amino acids)
Source: RefSeq, a predicted model, not a curated record